AUCAUUUCAACUGAUGAUUCAAGAUAUCCAGGUGGACCAAUGAUUGAUUUAAAACUUGGUCUAAAAGAUACUGAUGUCAAUGAAUUAAUUAUUGGUUUAAGUCAAUUCAAUUGGCGUUUCUCUGUACAUCGACCAACUUAUUUAGAAAUACCCGAAUUGAAAGGUUCAUUAAUGCGUAAUUAUGGUAGUGUAGUGAUUGGUGUACUGACAGAAUGUUUACCAACUGGUGAUUGUAAACUUGGCAUUGAAGAUUCACAAUUGAUUACUCAGCAUCAUCAAUAUUGGUCAAAUUUAUCUAAUAGUUUAAUGAUACCAUCACGAAAUGAUAAUGUUGAUGCACGAAUCACAGCAUUGAAUGGUGAAAUUGAAUUGGAAUAUCAACAACCAUCGGUAA
Molecule: messenger RNA, 394 nt
Organism: Schistosoma turkestanicum
Lineage: Eukaryota; Metazoa; Platyhelminthes; Trematoda; Strigeidida; Schistosomatidae
Source: the annotation of a GenBank genome assembly